AUGGGAGGUUCCUUCAGCUCAGGUCCGGAAUCAGAUGAGAACUGCAAAGUGAACAGGGGCGUGGGAUCUGCCAGUCGAUCACACGAAGGGCGGAACCUCUUUGCCCAGCGAGGAUGCUGCAAGCGCCAAACAAAGUACGUCUGCAUUGGACAAGACAUCUCUGGUAGUCCAGCAAGCAUCGAUGUCGGCGUGUGCAGGACCCAUUGUGGGGGUCCCCAGAGGAUGACGUCCUACAUUGCAGGGGUCCUUGGCCUCUCCAGGCAAUUCUCGAUGCUGGAGUUCCUUCAAACCAAGAAGCUUCAGGACAGGUUCUCGGAACCGCCACCAUCUAACGAAGCCGACCGUUCCUGCCCGCUGGACCACCACUGUGAGCCCAGUAGCGUCCGGGUGGAGAACGUGCUUCUUCUCACGGGCAUCCGGCAAGUGGAGGUGAUCGAGGGCUGCCACUGCGCUCCGAGUCCAGCGGAGUGUCUCCGGUUGCCGUCCCUUAAAACCUUCUUCCCGGACUCCCCUCUAGAGAAGACCAUCGAUGUCGGCAAGUGCUCCGUCCCACUGCAUUCUGAAGACGGGCUGCUCUGCGUGCCCAUACGCUUUGAUGUGGCUCUGCUGAAAAGUCCCAACGGGAAUGAUGUGGUCCAGACCCUGGAGAGCUGUGAGCUGAGAGAGUCUUGCUACCGUGUCUCCCAUUGGGAAUAUUACUUCGAAGUCCGACUCAACUCCGCCGGGAAAAGGCAGGAGCGCUUGAAGGAAAUCGAUGUUGGCCGGUGCUUGGGGGAAUGUGUCUCGGGGAACCGUUGCCUGCUGAGGUAUGUAUGUACAGCUGGUCUGACCACAUGA
Molecule: messenger RNA, 837 nt
Organism: Gekko japonicus
Lineage: Eukaryota; Metazoa; Chordata; Lepidosauria; Squamata; Gekkonidae
Exons: 6
Coding region: 1-837 (278 amino acids)
Source: RefSeq, a predicted model, not a curated record